CUGCUCAGUUGAGCUUCCAUCGUUGCCCCGAUCGGAUCGUUUGAAUACAGAAGUCCCAAAAGUCUCAGGUCGAAAUGUCCAAGGAAGAGUCCAAAUACGGCUUCAAAGACAAGGCCAGGGCCGAAGAAUCGCUGGAACUGCUCAAGAGCGAAGAUCACAAAUACCAAACGUUGACCGUCCGUGGGCUGCUCGGAAGGGCGAAACGAGUUUUGACCUUAACGAAAGCAGAAGAAAAAGUUAAAAAUAUCAAAGAAGCCAUUGGCGUAUUCGAGGCCUGGCUCGAGGACAACACGACGAGCAGUUCGAAGAACUCAAAGCCCAAGGACACGGAGGAAAAGGUCGAAACCGUAGCCGGACUAGGCUUCAAAGACAAGGAGGCGGCUGAAAAGACUCUGAAGAUCCUAGAAGGCCGCGAUCCGGACUACCAGAAGCUCGCCAUCAAGGGUCUGCUGGGCAGCGCCAAACGAGUGCUUCCAUCCACCAAGAAUGAGGACAAAAUUGCCGCCAUCAAAGCAGCCGUUGCGCUGUUCGAGGAUUUCCUCGAAACUUUUGACCGUGAGGACCGUGCCAAGCAGAACAUGGCCUACUUAUCGCUCGAGCUGAUCCAAUCGGUGCAAACUGUUAGCAAACCUUCCGAGGCGUUGGCCGCAGAAUUCGUGGACUGCUACGCCAAGGUUGCCAAGGGUAACUACAAACAUCUGCGGACAAAGUUCCCCAAGGAGGACGGAGAAACCAGCUGGGACAUUGUGCGCAACCGGAAGUUGCUCAAACUGAAGGAAAAGGUCAAGGAGUCUGGGGAAAAACUGUUCGAUGCGGAUGGAAAACCGACGGAAACGCACCUGGCGAUGAUCUUCUGGGCGUACAGUCCCAACGUGGACAAGCUGAAGACGUACUGCGGGUCGUUGAAGAAAUCCGGCGACAAGAAACGGUCACACUCUUCGUCGGAAGAGGACAGCGACGAGGACGAGUCGAGCAAGAAAAAGUCCAAAAAGUGAAUGAAUCUUGAAAUUUGCUGGUGGUUGGGGAAAUAUGUUCAAAAAUAAUUAACUCAAAUAAAUAUUUAUAAAAAAAAA
This is a messenger RNA of Culex quinquefasciatus (southern house mosquito), 1073 nucleotides long. RefSeq lists its product as uncharacterized. The record is from RefSeq and is a predicted model, not a curated record. Lineage: Eukaryota; Metazoa; Arthropoda; Insecta; Diptera; Culicidae. The transcript has 3 exons. Bases 75 to 995 code for a protein of 306 amino acids.